Molecule: messenger RNA, 1364 nt
Organism: Hirundo rustica (Barn swallow)
Lineage: Eukaryota; Metazoa; Chordata; Aves; Passeriformes; Hirundinidae
Product: olfactory receptor 14J1-like
Exons: 2
Coding region: 426-1358 (310 amino acids)
Biological process (GO): G protein-coupled receptor signaling pathway
Cellular component (GO): membrane
Molecular function (GO): G protein-coupled receptor activity; olfactory receptor activity
Source: RefSeq, a predicted model, not a curated record
GGUUUCUUCAGCUCCCUCUCAGGGCCUGAUGUUCAGGGCCUCAGCACAAAGCCCCAAGAGGGUCAUUAAAGUCCUUGUGCUGUGUCUGUGCUGCUGAGCUGGGCCGGGCUCCUGGCACAGAGGCAGCUCCUGGCAAGGGCAGCGCUGCAGAGAGACAGCUCUGCCCAGGAGCAGCUCCUGAGCACAGCCCAGCAGGGCUGGGGCACUGCCUGCAGCCACCCCGGGCACAGCACACAGGCACAGAGAGCUUCAAUCACUCAGGGCUGGGAAGGAGCUGAGAAGUGACUGAGGGAGAAUCACUCCCAGCCCUUGGCACAGGAACCUCUGGCUGCAGGACACAAGGCAGCUGCAGCUCCUGCAGUGAUCUCCUAAAGCUGGAAAAUCCCAAUGGCUACAGACUCUGUCCCCAUGGCCAGCCACAGCAAAUGUCCAACAGCAGCUCCAUCAGCCACUUCCUCCUGCUGGCACUGGCAGACACGCGGCAGCUGCAGCUCCUGCACUUCUGCCUCUUCCUGGGCAUCUCCCUGGCUGCCCUCCUGGGCAACGGCCUCAUCAUCAGCGCCGUAGCCUGCGGCCACCACCUGCACACGCCCAUGUUCUUCUUCCUGCUCAACCUGGCCCUCACCGACCUGGGCUCCAUCUGCACCACUGUGCCCAAAGCCAUGCACAAUUCCCUCUGGGACACCAGGAACAUCUCCUACACAGGAUGUGCAGCUCAGCUCUUUUUCUUUUCCUUCUUGAUGUCAGCAGAGUACUAUCUCCUGACCAUCAUGUGCUACGACCGCUAUGUGUCCAUCUGCAAACCCCUGCACUACGGGACCCUCCUGGGCAGCAGAGCUUGUGCCCACAUGGCAGCAGCUGCCUGGGCCUGUGCCUUUCUCAAUGCUCUCAUGCACACAGCCAAUACAUUUUCCCUGCCCCUGUGCCAUGGCAAUGCCCUGGGCCAGUUCUUCUGUGAAAUCCCACACAUCCUCAGUCUCUCCUGCUCCAAAUCCCACCUCAGGGAACUGGGGCUUCUUGUAUUUUCCAUCUCUUUAGCAUUUGGUUGUUUUUUGUUCAUUGUUUUCUCCUAUGUGCAGAUCAUCAGGGCUGUGCUGAGGAUCCCCUCUGAGCAGGGACAGCACAAAGCCUUUUCCACCUGCCUCCCUCACCUGGCCGUGCUCUCUCUGUUCCUCAGCACUGUCAUGUUUUCCUACCUGAAGCCGCCCUCCAUCUCCUCCCCAUCCCUGGAUCUGGCCCUGUCAGUUCUGUACUCGGUGGUGCCUCCAGCCCUGAACCCCCUCAUCUACAGCCUGAGGAACCAGGAGCUCAAGACUGCAGUGUGUAGGCUGAUGACUGGAUGGUUUCAGGAACAUUAAACUGCU